Cyclopterus lumpus (lumpfish) is the source of this 1824-nucleotide messenger RNA. Its product is annotated as cyclin-Y-like protein 1. Gene Ontology annotation, biological process: regulation of canonical Wnt signaling pathway; regulation of cyclin-dependent protein serine/threonine kinase activity. Lineage: Eukaryota; Metazoa; Chordata; Actinopteri; Perciformes; Cyclopteridae. The record is from RefSeq and is a predicted model, not a curated record. Gene Ontology annotation, cellular component: plasma membrane. The transcript is spliced from 11 exons. Gene Ontology annotation, molecular function: protein kinase binding; cyclin-dependent protein serine/threonine kinase activator activity. The coding region runs from base 150 to 1178 and encodes 342 amino acids.
CUUCGGUGGAUUUUGACGUCCAAGACGUGUCUCCCGGUAAAUGCGACGCUGCAGCCAGUGUUGUCAGUGAGACUAUAGGAGGGGGGGGAUCUCCUCCUGGGUUUUAUGGGAAACGGGGCCGGCUGCGACAGGACUGCUGUAGGUCAACGAUGGGAGGAUCGGUGUCUUGCUGCAUCUCCCCCGGAGAGAGUCCCAAGAUCCACAGGAGGGAGGUGGAGCUGGAGGAUUGCCCCAUCACCACCGCGGAGGACGUGAGCGAGGACACCGGGACCUACCUGCAGCACAUCAGCGACAGGGAGCUCCCAGACGAGCUGGCCCAGGAGUCCAACCCAUCGGACCACCCCAGAGCCAGCACCCUGUUCCUCAACAAGUCGCAGACAGACGUGCGCGAGAAAAGGAAAAGCAACUACAUGAAUCACACGAUGUCCCCGGGUAUUCUGACGAAAAAGUACAGCUCCUGCUCUACGAUAUUCCUCGACGACAGCACGGUCAGCCAGCCCAACCUGAAGAGCACCAUCAAAUGCGUCACGUUGGCCAUCUACUAUCACAUAAAGAACAGAGAUUCAAACCGCUCGGUGGAAAUAUUCGAUGAGAAGAAGCACCCUCUGUCGAGAGACAAGGUUCCAGACGACUACGCAGUGGUCGACCCCGAACACAAACUCAUCUACCGCUUCAUACGGACGCUCUUCAGCAGCGCGCAGCUCACGGCCGAGUGCGCCAUCGUCACGCUGGUUUACCUGGAGAGGCUGCUGACGUAUGCGGAGAUGGACAUCUGUCCUUGCAACUGGAAGCGAAUUGUUCUGGGUGCCAUCCUGCUGGCCUCCAAGGUGUGGGACGACCAGGCCGUGUGGAACGUCGACUACUGCCAGAUCCUCAAAGAAAUGACCGUGGAGGACAUGAAUGAGAUGGAGCGUCACUUCCUGGAGCUGCUCCAGUUCAACAUCAACGUCCCGGGAAGCGUCUACGCCAAGUAUUACUUCGACCUGCGCUCGCUGGCUGACGACAACAACCUCAGCUUCCCUCUGGAGCCGCUGAGCAACAAGCGCGCCCAGAAGCUGGAGGCCAUCUCCAGGCUGUGCGAGGACAAGUACAAGGACCUGUGUAAACCGGCCGUGAGGAGGUCUCUCAGCGUAGACAACAUGGCCGGCAUCAAGAACUCCCAGGCGGUGCUGUCUUAGGUCUGCGGCGUGCGAGGUGGCGUGCGAGCUGGCGUGCGGGGGCGGCGAAGCCACAGGCCCGAGACGCCACGUCGAGGAAGUCAAGACGGCAUCCAACGAGAGAGGCGUCUCCAAAGUAGUUUUAAAAAUAAAAAAUGAAAUAAAAUCAGCGGCGAAAAAAAAAAAAAAAAAAGUUUUCUUACAAAAUAAUGUAAAAAUGAGGUGCAACAAAAGAGCCGACGCUUACCAAAACAAUAGCUCUAAGGUAUAAUGAGUCCAGUCUCUCUGUGUCGAUUACAAAGAACUUCAGCUAAAUGCCUUUUUAACGCAUGAUGAUGAUACGGGGAAACAUUUUGCAGACUAACUUCAUUUUUUGUUUGUUUUUAAUGAGUAACUGAAAGAAAUGGGCUUGAAUAUGCUUCCUGAAGUCACGCGAAAUGAGGUCUUCCUUCUUCUUUUUUCUUUCUCUGACCCUCUCUCCCACCCCCUCCCCCCCCCUCACCUUUUUAUUCACACGGACGGACCGUCUCGAGCUACCCUGUGGUGUAGUUCUGCACAUGGACAAAGAGUAGACUUUGUUUUGCUUACUAUGUAGGCCCCUAUAGCUGUGAAAUGUACAAGACUUUAUUUAAUUCAAAUAAAUUUCAGUCGCUGUUUAAAAGUGGAA